This is a messenger RNA of Gracilinanus agilis (Agile Gracile Mouse Opossum), 2808 nucleotides long. Its product is annotated as KIAA2012 ortholog. The record is from RefSeq and is a predicted model, not a curated record. Lineage: Eukaryota; Metazoa; Chordata; Mammalia; Didelphimorphia; Didelphidae. The transcript has 20 exons.
AUGUUCCCUCUCUCCCUCCUCAGCCGUGGAAAUGGGCGAGUAGUACAGAGCAAACAGAAGAAAUUGGAGGUCUACUUGGAACCAGAGGAUUAUUUGAAUUUGACACCCCAAGGCAAACCCCUGAUCAGGAGAUCCCAGGAUGAGGCACAAACCACAUACACCCUUCCUAGAACUUAUAGCACCAGAAAAGGUGUCUUACUUCUUUAUUCAGAAGACUUUGCUCGGCCAUCGUGGAAACAAGAAGAAAGAAAAAAAGGUCCCUGUCUCUACCGUCGCCAAAAGAAGAAGUUAGGUUUUGCUCUGCAUACACUCAAAGAUCUGAGAACAGCCAUACUGGCAUAUGGGAGUGAAGGGAAGCAACCCAAGGACCAGAGUUGGCAACCGUACUUACAUUUCCUAAGUAAUUCAAAUAGCCAGCCUGAACAACAGAUCCGUCCAGGCUAUUCAGCCAAGAGGUACCUCCUCAGACUCUUUCAAAAUUGGACUCCAAGCACUUUGUACAAGCUGCAGUGUUCAGGGUGUUUCAGGGACCCUAGGUUGUUCCAGGACAAUCAGCUUUACUUUCCAAAUCACAUCAGGAGGCAACAGGAUCUCUCAGCUAUACCAUCAAAAUACCGUCUCCUGCCUGUUCACCCUUCAGUCUCUCCUUUCUGGACUGAGAAAGAACAACAGUCUGAUGAUGCAGAUGAAAGUGACUCUGAGGACUCUGAGGACAGUACCAUGGAGAAGGAAUAUUUCAGAGUUGAGAAAUAUUGGAAGGAAAACACUCUACUGCCGCCACUGAAGCAGAAAUCACCAGGGAAGGUCGCUUGGCUGGAUGAUGAAGAUCAUAAAGAGUGGACUCUCUGUUCAAAUCCUUGUCCUGGCGCUUACAGCCAGUAUAAUGCUUUUUCUCACCUGGAAGCAAUUCCUCAUAAAAGAAAGAAUUCAAGGAAAAAAAGCCACAAGAUUCAGAAGAAAACAUCUAAUGCCAGAAGUCCCAAAGACUUUUUAGGGGAUGAAAUCAACCAGGGAGACAUCCCAAAAGCAAUCAAAGGAAGUUCUCUGGACCCAGAACCUGGAAACAUGCUGAUGGGGCCUGCUGGAGACACUGCUUGCCAGGCCCUCUUGUGUUCUGUCCAAAGCAUGAACCUCCCUUUUCAGCCUGACUUUGCAUCAGGUGAAGUAUUUCCUGCAUUGGUAGAUUCAACUACCAAUCUUGUUGAAGAGUGGCCAAGUGAUCAGCAUGGCAGGAAAGGAAAUUUUCAUCUAGAAACUAGUCUUCAUGUGAAUGUCUGUGAAACUUCUUCAUCCUUGCCCUCAAUGCCAGAAGAGAAGGAGAAAAUAAAGAAAAUAGCUAAAAAAUGAACAACAUAUACAUAUAUGGAAAAUAACAAUUUUCAGGGAGCCCCUCAGUCCUUGGAGGCAGCUGUGCUGAAGACAGGAGAGUCUCAAAGUUUUAUAAAUAAAGAGCUGGAAAAUAAAAGAGAACCGGAAUAUCAGAAAGAACAACCAAGCACUGUCACAGAAAACCAACAAUAUGCUCUCGGAAAUGAAAGCAUUACCCUGACAGUUAGAAUAGAGACUGAGAAGCUAUAUUCAGAUUAUGAUACAUUUCCAGAACCUCAGGGACCAAUACAAGAUGAUGGUUCUUCCUUGCAGCUGGAUCCACCACCGUCCCUUUCUAUCAUGGAAAUUCAGACUAAUGGCAGUUCAACAAAAGGAGCUGGCACUGGACCUGAGCUUUGGGGGAAACUGGGAAUUCUAAGAGGCCAAGAGGCUGAGAAACCGAGGAAUGAAAUCUCUGGAUCAUUUGACACUUCAGAAUUGGAACAAAACCUGACCCCUCGGGCAGACACCAUCAAAGACUUAGGUGAAGACAAUGAAAUACUACACCAUCUCGCAGAACCUCUAGGAAACGUCGCAAUGCCCCCAAAGAUGGCGGGAAGUAGGAAGAACCGAACUGAGAAGCAACCUCUCUCAAGAAGCAGAAAAGGGAAGGAUGCGCCCCCAAAACUCAGCAAGCAGGCUGAAGACAGGCUCAGCCCUGAGAGACAGAUGCCUGAGAAAACCAAAAGAAGAAAAAGAAAUGAAGUCAACAAGUCUAAAGCUCCUAAUGCCAGCAAAGGAGAAAAGAUUAAAAACAGAGCAGAGUUUGUUGGAGGAAAGCCAAAGAAACAAAAAAUUGAAAAUAAGACAACCUCCAAGAAAAAAAAGCCAAGGGCCAAGAGGAAAGAGAUGGGGCAAAAGAUCAGGGCUCUGGAGAUAAGGCCAGAACAAAGUAACUCUUUAUCCACAGAGGAGCCAUCUGACGAAGAUAGUUCUUUCUCAGCCUUCAGCUUGGAGGACUUUGAAGUUCCUCUAAAAUUUGAUGAUCCAGAAAGUCAAGUUUCUAGAGAUGAAAAAUCAUCUCCUACCCAGCCUACAAGUGCCACAGAAAACAUAGGUUCUGAAGAAGACCAAAGUGCUGACACUUCCAAGACAUCCCCUGUCACCCAGCGUCAGGAGAAAAUCCCCCGGGAAAGGAUUCUCGCAGAAAGAGCAGAGAUGAGGCUGCGAGAGGUGGAGCGGAGGAGAAAGGAGAAGGAGGAGAAGAAGAAGCAACAGCUAGAAGCGCAGAAAAGACUCGAGAAGCUAAAGGAAGAGCUCGAGCAGGAGCAGCAGAGGAGAACCGAGGAGAAACGGUUGGCUGGCCUCGAGUUCCAGCUGGCGGGGAGGUGUCGGGAAGCAAAAGGACAAGGGAUGGCCGGGCCACAGCCAAGGGAGUCUGGGUUCUGGGCUCUUUCCACGGAGUAAGGGGGUCUGACUUGUCUCUAUUCCUAGAGAACA